AGCUCAGUAGAUUUCUCCCCAAAUUAAUACAUUUCAAUUGGCUUCAUUCUUACAGCAAUAAGUCCAUCCAUCAUGGAUGUGAAUUUCAUUCACUAAUGCAGUUGCUUUCUCAUAGCAUUCAGAUAUUCUGUGCCAUAAACUAAUUAAGCUAUUAACAUUGCCCCAUUAAUUCCACAGCUUGUGCUUUGUCUUUGAUUCAUUUCUUUUCCUUUAACAGGGGCACUCCAGCUAACAAGAAUGGGCAUUCACGGACUAAUGACUUACGUAGGGGAACAUAGCGAAUUCUUUGUUGACCUGCAGCUGAGAAACACAAACGUAAUAAUUGAUGGAAAUAACUUAUAUCAUCGCCUUUACUUUGAUUCAAAUCUGGAUAUCCGGCGUGGUGGGGAUUACAACUCUUUUACAGACGUCAUAUGUCUUUUUUUUGAAUCAUUGGCUGUGUGCAACAUACAGCCUUAUGUUGUGCUGGAUGGAGGUAGUGAUGCAUCUGAUAAAAAGCUGACAACCUUAAAGGAACGAGCUCGGGAAAAGAUCCACGCAGCUCAUUCUCUUUCUUGCGGGGGUGGUGGAAGUGUAUUGCCUUUGCUUGUCAGAGAGGUCUUCAAGCAGAUCUUAACAGAAUUACAAGUGCCUUUUGUACAGUCAUUUUCAGAGGCAGACAGGGAUAUUGUAUCAUUAGCCAAUCACUUGAGUUGCCCUGUGUUAACUUUAGAUAGUGACUUUUGCAUUUUUGAUCUCCAAGCAGGCUAUUGUCCUCUAAAUUACUUCCAAUGGAGAAACAUUUGUAGAUGUAAAGACUCACAAGACUGCUACAUCCCAACACGGUGUUUCUCAUUGGAAAGAUUUUGUAGACAUUUUAGCAAUAUGAACAAAACUCUCCUGCCUCUUUUUGCAGUGAUGAGUGGCAAUGAUUACAUUAAUCUGCCAGCUAUAGAAACGUUCCUUAGUAAGAUACAGCUUCCUAUUGGGAAAUCCCGGCAGAGGAGUAGAAAGCAUGACCGCAUUCAGGGACUGCUGAACUGGUUGUCUCGUUUUGCUGAUCUUGCUGAGGCAAUGGAAAAUGUACUGAAGUAUCUUAAAAAGCAUGAAAAAGAAGAAAUACGACAGCUUCUCUCUUCUUUUAUGGAAGAAUAUGAACCAUCUAAUGUUAAUCUCAAAGAUUUUUUCCAGAGUGGUGUGUAUGAAUCUGAAGAACUGAGGAAAUUAAAAUUACCACAGUGGAUCAUGGCUGGUUUAAUUAAAGGACACCUAGCACCAUUCGUUAGUGAUGCCCUUAUAUUAAGAAGAACCAUCCUUCAUGUUCAGGUGGAGAAUAUGCAAAGAGGUAGUGCUCAUUUCGCAGCUCUGCCAAUUAGGCAAGUUAUCUAUUGGUUACUUCUGAACACUUCACCAAGUUCACUUAGUCCCUCUCUGAACAAACAGCCAACUUCAUUUUCUCCCGUCUUCCAUGAAUUUGAUAGACUCCAAAAAUCACUCAAGAAAUCAUCUGUUCGGGUAGCAGAAUUGGCAUCAAAAUUUCCAGACAAUCGGUAUGCUUUGGCUACAUUAAAUGAGGCUCCCAUCGCAGAUCGUCUGCUACUUUUGUUGGAGACGUUAGGAGUGACAGCCAGUCUCCUUGAGCCAGUUCCUUGUUUGCUGCAGCUCCCUAUGGCUGUAACCUGUUACUGGACACGGUGUUCAGAACCAAAAGUGACACUACAGCACAUCAAGGCUUUACUACUUGGAGUAAUAUUUGGGGAAUUAGAUAAGAUGCUGCACAUUCCAGACCCCCAAGUACCACAUGCUGAGGUCAGUAAAAUUGUACAUGACCAGUUCUUGAAAUGGAAAGAAAAAUCCCCAAAGGAUGCUUUGGAAUUAGAUGUGGCACACACUUUUUGCCAAUGGCAGUGCUGCCUGCAAGCAGGGUUAUAUCUCAACCAGCUGCUGUGUAGUCCUCUCCCUGAGCCCGACCUUACACGGCUUUAUAAUGGGACCCUUGUCCAUAGAUUGUAUCAUGAGCUUAAAUCCAGUUCCACACCAGAGAACCUCCUCAGUGCAUCUCCAAAGAUCUACCAACUUUACUGCAACAUGGUACAGAUCAUCAAAGAUUCAACACCACCAGGCUUCUUCCAGAAAAAAAAGUCAAAAUCCCAAAGGAAAAAGGACAAGAAAGUCAUUAACGAGUUGCCAGAUAGAAGAGAAAGCACUAUGAUGGACACUCCAUCUUCGUGUAGUAUUAAGAACAGGUUUGCAACACUGGCAGUAGAGAACUGAAAGCUGGUUGUCGAUAUUAAUCUGCCUCUGGGUUUGAGAAGUUAUUUCUCAAAAGAAUUAAGGAAGUAAUGCUGUUAUGAUGAAUUUACUGCUUCAGGUCUUGGUUUGGUAAGUCAAAAACAGGGAAAAUUGCUGAAUUGUUCCUAAUACUUGAUAAAGGACAUCUAAAAAAACUAAUUGUACAAGACAUGCUGUUGCCUGCACACAUAUAUAAAUAAAUUCCCAAAUUGCUGGAAACUUUGCAGUAACUCUCAGCAUGAAAUCACCUCAAAAUUUGCCUAUUACUUGUUCGAUCCAUUCUUACUGUUAAUUCUUUUGAAUACUAAAAGGUACCAAUUCUAUCCAACCAUUUUCAGUGAUGUCCAAAUUACUAAGAUUUUGGUUUGGAUAUGAAUAGGUUGUCUUACAUUUGCAUUAGCAGCCCUCAGAAUGAAGAGAUCUACAACAUCUCAAAAUAUGGACUGGCAGAUAAUGAUCUGUUGUGCCUAGUUCAUUAUCAUUAAAUUGCACAUUAUUUGUAUCACAAACAGAUCAGACUAAAACUCCCUAUUUCAUUGUCUUAGAAUUGAAAGAAAUUUGGAAACCAAAUGCUAAGAUAAUUUUAGUGAAACUAUACUGUUCUCUCUCUCCCUCCCUCUCCCUCUCUCUGAAUGAAGUUAUGGGUCCUUAAUACUUAAAACAGUAUGAAAUCUUAAGAGCAUUGUGCCUGAGCAGAAUGAAUUCCUGCCCAAUAACUUGUAAAGGGGAUGGGGAUUCUGAUUUUACCUUCAAGUAAAAUUUACUGUGAUUGAAUCCAUCUUCCAAAUUUCAGGAGAAGCUCCUUGGAGGAUAGGGGAAAAAAAUGUAUAUUCUGUAAUAUUGUCCCCAAACACUAUAUAUCAUCUGUGCAUCCUAACUGAAGAAGAAAUAAGCUAAAAUCACUCAACUUACUACAUACUGAUGAUUUGUUAUGCAACUGAUACAAUACAAACUUCGUUUUUUAGACAAUUCCUCCAUUCCAACACAUAACACUCACCAUAGUGUAAAUACAACAAUAUAUAUAAACCAAUUGUAUUAGAAGCUCUUUGGCUGAGUCAGUAAGAAAAAUGUCGAAGUUCUCCUUUGAGUGGCAUUUGGGUCCCUGUAGAAUCUCUUAUCCAACUUAUAUUGGCCUGACCUACUAACGCAUCUAUCUAUAUGCUACUAAAACUCUCAUGUCUGUCUGUCUGUAUCCUUUAACUGAGCAAAAUGGUGCAUCGUAAGCCAACAAUUUUUGAACCAAGGUACCUCAAAUGGGCUAACUUAAAGAAUGCGUCCAAAAUCUAGGACCCAUGACUCCUAUGGAAUUGAAAUUUGGCAAAUUUUAUAAAAUAUUUUAUGACAUAAAAAUU
Messenger RNA from Candoia aspera, 3623 nucleotides. It is a transcript of the gene ASTE1, whose product is annotated as asteroid homolog 1. The record is from RefSeq and is a predicted model, not a curated record. NCBI's taxonomy places the organism in Eukaryota, Metazoa, Chordata, Lepidosauria, Squamata, Candoiidae. The transcript is spliced from 4 exons. The coding region runs from base 238 to 2253 and encodes 671 amino acids.